ACGGCGUGGGUUUCGGCCGCUCUCAGUGCCAAUUCGGAGGCGGUCGCGACGACAUCGAUGCCGGUCGGAACCGAGGCCAAGAAAGGCGUCAUGGGCCGCCUCAAGUCCAAGAUCUCGAGCAGCCUCGGACGCAAACAGCCAAAGGACGCGGCGAACGCGCUGACCAACCAAGGCAGCGCCUUGUCGCUCGCCGCCGACGACGAAGACGACGACGACGACGGUGACAUUGAGCACCACGACUCGGAGAUCGACUCCAAGGGCGACGAGGACCACCUUACGUCGUCCACGGAAGACGCGACCUCCAACAAUGAGCCGCCCGCCGAUGUGCUCGCCGACCUCGUCAUCGUGGGAAAAGCUCCAAUUGAGCCGUCGCUGGUGGCCCAGCCGCAGCAGGACGCAUCGGUGCCCCGGCCGUUCGCCGACGACGCACCACCGUCGCCGAUCAAACAGGCGCCGGCUUCGCCCAUGAAACGGGCACCGACGUCGCCGGCCAAGCGGCCGAUAGGCUCACCCAUGAAGCGGUCGACGGCGGCGCCGACAUCGCCCUUGUCCCGCCCAUUGGCCUCGCCUGCGAAGCGAGCGAUGGGAUCGCCUGCCAAGCGCACCAGCAUCCCGGGUGGCGACAGCCCCAACAUAGACGUGGCGCCUGUGGUCAAGGCCAAGAAGACCCGCGCGCCGUCGUUCCACGAGAACGCGCCGAUUCUCGCAUCCGCUUCGAUGGGCGAGGCGCCGCCGCCUGAGAAGAGCGGACCGACGCUGGCUGCCGAGACGUCGUCGUCGCUUGAAGCACCGCCUUUUGACGCCGGUGCCGCCAUCACGUCAACGUUUGGGGAACGCGUCGCGCGGCUACUUGGCGCCGACCCGUGGGGCGACCGUCAAGAUGGGUUUGACGCAAUUGGCAUCUUUGUCAAGAAGCUCGACGCGGCGGCACCGGCGUCGACGCUGAGUGCUGCGCUGGCGGCCAUCAACUGCGGCAUCGUCGACCGCGUCGCGCCCGUCAUGUACUGCGCGCUCGAGUGCCUCACGCACGUCCUCGCCGCCUUUGCGCCGCUCGUGAGCGCCAAGCCCAAGCGGUUUGCGUCCGUGCAUCCGCAGCUGCAGACAUUACUACAGUCGCUCCUCGUAAAGCUCAACGACUCGAACAAGCGCACGCAGCGCGAGGCGCUGCAUGGUAUUUUGCGGCUGCUCAAAGCGCCCAAGCUCCCGGCGCUGUCGCUGCUCAUGGCCACGUUCGAGGCCGAGCCACUGGACCGCCCGCGCCUCGAACUCAUUCACGACAUGGUGGUCGACCUCGGCUUUAGCGACGCGCUCACGACCGAGCGCGUGCUCGGCUGGACGAUCCCCGCCCUCAAAAUCGUCGAUGAAAAGACGCGCAAGCUGGCGUUGGACAUUGCGGCCACGGCCAUCGUGCGGUCGCCCGACUCUAAAGCCACGCUCGAGGGGCUCGUCGGCGUCAAGCCCGCGAUGCUCAAGGUGCUUUCACGCCGCGUCGACGAAAUCAAGGCAGAAGGGCCAAGCAACAACCACGCGGCGGCCGAGGUGCCGUCGGCACCCACGAUCGGCAACAAUGCGAGCAACAACAACAAUCAGCAAGCCGAGCCUGAGCCCGUGCUCAUCGAGGUGCCCCGGGAAGACGAUGCAGCCGUGCUGGCGAUGGUGGCCGCGGCCAUGGGCACCGCCGAGACCGUCGUCGGGCCUGUUGCGUGGCGCAAGCUCGAGAGCAAGACGUGGAGCGACCGGAAAGAGGCACUAAGCGACAUUGAAAAGGCCGUCGAUGAAAGCAAGUCGGACCUCCGCGACGUCAAGCCCACCGCGGGCAGCCCGACCCAAGGUCACUUUGUGGGCUAUGCCGCCGUCGUGCAUCACUGCCUCUAUGACUCGAUCGCACCGGUCAUCAAUGGCGCUAUCGACCUCUUCUCAACGCUCAUCAAGAUCUAUGGCCCGCACAUCGACUGGCGCGAUACGCUUGUCAAGGACUUGACCUUGCAGUGCAUUGGCCGCCUGCUCCGAGGCAUGCAAAAGCCCAACAACCGGACGUCGAAAGGCAGUUGCCGCUGCCUUCUCAAGCUCGCGCGCCUCAAUGUGCAUACGAUGCAAGGAGCCAUUGCGUGCGUCUUUCAUAAGGAGACGGACGCUCUAGUUCAAAUGCAUGUGCUUCGCCUCCUCGUGCCCGAGUUUGGCUUGACGACCGACGCCGACGCCGGUGCGCUGCAGCUGCACGCGUCCCUCGUGCUCGGUGCCGUCGCCAAGGCCCUCGCGCACUCGAACGAGAAGGUCCGACGCGCCGCCAUGGACGUUGCGCUCUGCAGCCAGCGCCUCAUUGGCAAGAGCCGCGUGCUCCAGCGCCUCGGCGAUGUCAAGCCCGCGACACUCAAGGAGCUGGAAAAAAACUUUGUGGACGUCGAGAUCUCUGACGGCCGACCGGCGACGGUCAACUCGCCUCCGACACCGGCGGAAAGCCUCGGGCUCGGUGGCCCCGAGAUGACGGCGUCCCGGCGCACGCUCUCGAGCGCGCCAGUGGCCGGCGGCAAGGCCGACGACGACGCAAGGGCGAUGGAGUGGACGCCACGGCCCGUCCCGAGCGUCCUUAGCAAUGAAGAAGAGAGCCUCAUGGACGACAUUCUCGGUCUCUGAGAUGCGAAAACGGACACGAACGUACUGCGUGUGUAUACUUAAAACGCAAUGAGCAACGUGAAUACAUAACCACAAGACUAUUCGACCAACAACACGAUGACAACUUGACCAAC
Molecule: messenger RNA, 2747 nt
Organism: Saprolegnia parasitica CBS 223.65
Lineage: Eukaryota; Oomycota; Saprolegniomycetes; Saprolegniales; Saprolegniaceae
Exons: 1
Coding region: 58-2634 (858 amino acids)
Cellular component (GO): cilium
Source: RefSeq, a predicted model, not a curated record